AUGGUCGGCUCUGAGGUUGGAAACUACCUGCGCAUGUUUAGAGGCUCCCUGUAUAAAAGAUAUCCGUCUUUGUGGAGGAGACUUGCUUCAGUGGAGGAGAGGAAGAAAAUAGUAGCGUCUUCACACGCUACCAGUGUCACUCUCCUGAAGGCAUCAGAGUGUGAAGAGAUCUUUGAAGGAAAUGAUGAGAAAUAUAAAGCUGUGUCUAUUAGCACUGAACCUCCAGCCUAUCUCAGAGAACAAAAGGCAAAGCGAAGCAGUCAGUGGGUGCCUACAUUACCUAAUAGUUCCCACCACCUUGAUGCUGUGCCUUGCUCUACCACAAUUAAUCGCAACAGAAUUGGUAAAGACAAGAAGAGGACAUUCCCUUUGUGCUUUGAUGACCAUGACCCAGCAGUGAUCCACGAGAAUGCAGCUCAAACUGAGAUGCUGGUUCCCAUUCGUCUGGACAUGGAGAUCGAUGGUCAGAAGUUGAGAGAUACCUUCACAUGGAACAUGAAUGAAAAACUUAUGACACCAGAGAUGUUUGCAGAGAUUUUAUGUGAUGAUCUUGAUCUAAAUCCACUGGCUUUUGUUCCUGCCAUUGCAUCAGCCAUUCGUCAGCAGAUAGAGUCCUAUCCUACUGACAGUAUACUGGAGGAACAGGCAGAUCAGAGAGUUAUCAUAAAGCUUAACAUUCACGUUGGAAACAUCUCUUUGGUCGACCAGUUUGAGUGGGACAUGUCUGAAAGAGAGAACUCUCCAGAGUCUUUCGCCUUAAAGCUGUGUUCAGAGCUGGGUUUGGGGGGUGAGUUUGUCACCACUAUUGCAUACAGCAUCCGUGGGCAGCUCAGUUGGCACCAGAGGACUUAUGCCUUCAGUGAAAAUCCACUUCCCACGGUGGAAAUUGCUAUUCGUAACACAGGGGAGGCAGACCAGUGGUGCCCUCUGCUAGAAACACUUACGGACGCAGAAAUGGAAAAGAAAAUCAGAGACCAAGACCGUAAUACGAGACGGAUGCGGCGGUUGGCCAACACUGCCCCUUCAUGGUAG
Knipowitschia caucasica is the source of this 1032-nucleotide messenger RNA. The record is from the annotation of a GenBank genome assembly. Lineage: Eukaryota; Metazoa; Chordata; Actinopteri; Gobiiformes; Gobiidae.